This is a messenger RNA of Suillus bovinus, 1827 nucleotides long. RefSeq names its product major facilitator superfamily domain-containing protein. The coding region runs from base 111 to 1640 and encodes 509 amino acids. The record is from RefSeq and is a predicted model, not a curated record. Lineage: Eukaryota; Fungi; Basidiomycota; Agaricomycetes; Boletales; Suillaceae. Gene Ontology annotation, cellular component: membrane. The transcript has 21 exons. Gene Ontology annotation, molecular function: transmembrane transporter activity. Gene Ontology annotation, biological process: transmembrane transport.
AACGCCUCCAGUGACCCUACCAGUGGUCCAUGGUAUAAAAGGCAUCCGUUUGCGUGGCUAAAUUACCGCGCUAAGCUGGCGUAGCGCUUCGUCGAUCUUCCUUGCCCCACAUGUCCGAGUCCAUCCAGGAAGAGAAGAAGUCUGAAUCCUUUACAGAAAAUGUGGUCGCAGUGUCGAAUGACAAUGAUAACUUCAAGCUGUUGUCUGCGGAUGCGAGGAAGGCAGGAGAACGGGCACUCGUGCGCAAAUUGGACAGCCGGUUGAUGACUACUGCUGUAGUCAUAUACCUCUUGAACUACAUUGAUCGUGUCGCUGUUACUGCUGCGCGGCUGCAGGGUUUAGAGCAAGAUCUCGGAUUGACAAACGUUCAGUAUGACUCCAUUCUGGCUAUUCUUUAUGCCACUUAUUGCCCGGCACAAAUACCCUCAAACAUGAUUUUGAGCUAUAUUUUACGACCAUCAUUCUAUAUCGGGGGAUGCGUUGUUGGAUGGGGCCUUACAAGUGCUUUGACUGGGGUCACAACUAGUUUUUCGGGUAUCAUGGCUUGUCGUGUAUUCAUUGGUCUUCCUGAGGCUGCGUUCUAUCCUGGUCUCAUGUACCUGCUUUCGCGUUGGUAUACCAGGAAGGAGCUCGCCGUGCGGUCCGCCUGGUUCUAUUGUGGUCUUUUAAUCUCCAAUGCAUUCGGAAGCUUAAUUGCAGCUGGAAUUCUCGCAAAAAUGCAAGGCGUACUGGGACUUGCGGCCUGGAGAUGGUUGUUCUACAUAGAGGGCGCUAUCACCAUGACCUUUGGCUUCUUGACCAUGUGGCUUCUCCCAGAUUAUCCCCACAACACUCGAUGGCUUAACGCAGCGGAAUGCCGCCUGGCUCAAGUUCGCCUUGCAGAAGAUGCAGGGGAGGCCGACAGGGAUUCCGACGACCUCACCGUUUACGAUGGCUUGGUGCUGGCUAUCAAGGACCCAAAGACCAUCGUUUUCAUGUUCAUGUCCUGCUCACAACUUCUAGGUCUGAGUUACAUCAACUUUUUCCCCACCUUGACUCAAACGCUUGGUUUCGGCACUACUGUUACAUUUUUGAUGGCGGCUCCUCCAUGGAUAUUCGCGUCAAUCUGCUGCGUACUCGGCGCAUGGCAUGCAGACAGGUCUGGAGAGCGAUUCUUCCAUAUCACUGGCUGGAUGUGGGUGGUCAUUGUUGGAUAUAUAAUCUCUCUAUCCACCAUGGCUACGGGCGGGCGAUACUUUUCCCUGUUCCUCAUGACCACAGGAUAUUGUGGAUUUGCCUUGACGUUGGCCUGGGUUUCAAACGCAAUUCCUCGUCCACCAGCAAAACGCGCCGUAGCCAUGGGUCUUGUCAAUGGAUUUGGAAACCUCGGCAAUUUGAUGGGCUCGUAUGUUUGGAAUCCUUCGUGGGGUCCUGAAUACCAUCAAUCCAUGAUCAUAGCGUUGUGCAGUCUCGUUUUGUCCAUAUCCCUGAGCCUCCUAAUGCGGUGGAUGUUAAUCAAAGAGAAUAAGAACAUGGAUAUGGAGGAGAAAAAGUUAAUGGAGGGCCCUGGCCGCAAACGCAUUGAAGAGGCUGCUAGAUUGGAAGGGAUUACAUUCGAGGAGGCUAUGAAAAGAAGGAAGAGCUUCAGAUAUCUGUAUUGAUAUCUUUCACUUCGGACUACAGUUCUUUGGGGUCAUUGACCCUAUGUUGGACAUUAACUUGUCGUAAGCCUACCAAGUCAAGUUUAAUUUUUGUUGACUGGGUGGACGAGACAAAUUUGUACUGUAUCGAUCUUUUAUGAGAGAUGCUCGAGUCAUGUACAAUAAAUCUUCUGUGAUGGUAGAAGUU